CCCACCUCGGUCCCCAUCCGUCUCCGCCCCCACGCUCCCCUUGCUGCUAGUUUCGGCUGCUCCACGCCAACUGCAUCCGCUCCUCCGCGCUCCGAGAGAAUUUGAUCAGGAAGUGGUGGUGGACAUGGGCCAGAUCCAGUACUCCGAGAAGUACUUCGAUGACACCUACGAGUACAGGCACGUCGUCCUCCCGCCCGAGGUCGCCAAGCUCCUCCCCAAGAAUCGCCUCCUCUCCGAGAACGAGUGGCGUGCGAUCGGCGUGCAGCAGAGCCGCGGGUGGGUGCACUACGCGAUCCACAGGCCGGAGCCGCACAUCAUGCUAUUCCGCCGCCCGCUCAACUACCAGCAGCAGCAGGAGGCGGCUGCCACGGUGGCGGCGCAGAUGCUGCCCAAGUGAGCCCUCUAGCGUAGGCGGCGGCGGCCGUGGGGUUGGAAUGUCUAAAACCCUAGCCCCUUUUCAUCUCUAAAAGGGUUGUCGCGAUACUGUUGGUUAAUUUCUGUGGCUGUUGACUGGAAUAUAUCGAUCGCGGUGGUGUCCGCCUUGGAAAUGCCUGGGAAGGAACUGGCAUGUGCUAGGCUGUGUGUUAUCAUGAGUACUCUUAAUUACUCAGUGCUAUGUGUUUCUGGUUGAUACUCCUGUUAAUCUUCUAUGUGAUGCCGUGAUGAUCUGGUAGUGUUUAA
Messenger RNA from Phragmites australis (common reed), 681 nucleotides. RefSeq names its product cyclin-dependent kinases regulatory subunit 1. Gene Ontology annotation, molecular function: cyclin-dependent protein serine/threonine kinase activator activity; ubiquitin binding; protein kinase binding. Gene Ontology annotation, cellular component: SCF ubiquitin ligase complex; cyclin-dependent protein kinase holoenzyme complex. The record is from RefSeq and is a predicted model, not a curated record. Bases 125 to 397 code for a protein of 90 amino acids. Gene Ontology annotation, biological process: regulation of mitotic cell cycle. The transcript has 4 exons. NCBI's taxonomy places the organism in Eukaryota, Viridiplantae, Streptophyta, Magnoliopsida, Poales, Poaceae.